CCCCAGGACCCCCCCAACCCCCCCCCAAGCCCGGGGGUUUUUGGGGGUCCCCCCAACUCUGAGGAGCCGCCCCCCGAACCCAGCCCGGACCCCCCACGGGACCCCCCCGGGGAGGACCCCGUGGCCCUGGCCCGGCGCCUUUUCCGCCUGGACGGGGUCAGGAAGUCGCAGGUGGCCUCGUUCCUGCGCAAGGACACGGAGUUCAGCUCGCGGGUGGCGCGGGAGUACCUGGAGCUCUUCCAGUUCCAGGGGAUGAGCCUGGAGCAGGCCCUGAGGCAGUUCCUGCGGGCUCUGGUGCUCUCGGGGGAGACUCAGGAGCGCGAGCGAGUCCUGGGGCACUUCUCGAGCCGCUUCCACCGCUGCAACCCCGGCGCCUUUCCUUCUGCUGACUCCGUUCACGCCCUCACCUGCGCCCUGAUGCUGCUCAACACCGACCUGCACGGCCAGCGCCUGGGCCGGGCCAUGAGCAGCUCCGAGUUCGUGACCAACCUGAGCGGGAUGAUGGACGGCCGGGACUUCCCCCGGGAGCAGCUCAAGGCUCUGUACGGCUCCAUCCGCAGCCGGAAACUGGAGUGGGCAACGGACGAUGAGGACGAGCCUGGAGCCGAUUCCCAAAACCCCAAAAAAGCCCCAAAAUUCCCAACUCCCGAAAUUCCCCCCGAGCUGCUGGGGGGCUCCGGCCCCGCCCGCAGGGGGGUCCUGGCCAGGAAGGUCCUGGCAGAGAGCGACGGCAAAAAGGCUCCCUGGGGCCGGCGGGGCUGGAAGCGUUUCAGGGCCGAGCUGCGGGGGCCCCUGCUGGUGCUGCAGAGGGACCCCCCCGAGGGCCCCCAGGAGGUUUUGGGGCUGCCCCACGCCCUGGCCCGGCCCCACCCCAAAUACACCAAGCGCCCCAACGUGUUCCUGCUGCGCACCGGGGACCGGCGCGAGUUCCUGUGCCAGGCCCCGAGCCCCCUGGAGCUGUCCCAGUGGGUGUUUGGGAUCAACGUGGCCGCCGCCCUCUCGUCCUCGCCGCCGUUCCCCGCGGCCGUCGGCUCCCGGCGCCGCUUCGUGAGACCCAUCCUGCCCUCGGCGCCCAGCCGCUGCCCCCCGGAGCAGCAGCAGUGCCAGCUGCGCCGCUGGCUGGGCACGGUGACGUGCCAGCUCCUGGAGCACCAGCGGCUGCUGCCCGAGGGACGGGCACGGGAGCAGGAGGAGCACCGGGCACACGGGGACUUCCUCAGGGACGAGCGCCAGCGCUGCCUCACCUACGUGCAGGCGCUGGGGACGUGGCUGCGCGGGGACAGCGGGGCCAGCGCCGCCCUCGGGGACGGCGCGGAGCUCGGGGACAUCCCCGAGGGUCCCCUCGGGGACGGCCCGGGGUGUCCCCACGUCCCCGCGCCGCUCACCAAGUGCCACUCGAGUCCCUCGCUGGCCCCGGAGCCGCCCCUGGGCCGCGUGCGGCGCCACAUCUCGGAGCGCAGGGCCACCCGUGUCACCGUCCCCAAGCGCCACCGCGACCCCCUGUGACACUGGGACUGUCCCUGUCACUGUCCCCAGUGUCCCUGUCACUGUCCCCAGUGUCCCUGUCAUACCUCGGGGCGCAGGGCCACCCGUGUCACCGUCCCCAAGCGCCACCGCGACCGCCCGUGACAGGCCUGCAUUGCCCCCCAGGAUUGUCCCCAAGUGCCACCCGGACACAAAGUGCCACCCCUGCGACAGGGACAGCCCCAAGUGCCACCCCAGGGACACUCCCCAUGUCCCCACCCCGGUGUCCCCAAUGUCCCCUCCCCCCCGGUACGAGGCUUUUGGGGGGUCCCGCUCUGAGCCCCCCCCCCCGGGAUUGGGAACAACUCAGGGAAAUCCCAAAAAUCCCAAAUUCCCGUUCCCAAAAUCCCCAAAUCCCCAUAAAUCCCAAUCCCAAAACUCCCCAAAAUUCUUAAAACCCCAUUCCCAAGAAUCCCCUAAAAUCCCAUUCCCAAAGGAAUUUGGGGGGAGUUUCAGGGGAAGUUUGGGGUUUUGGGGGAGCAUUUGGGAUCCCCCUGCUGUGUCUGUGCAAUAAAGGUUCAGAAUUCCGGGA
Molecule: messenger RNA, 2056 nt
Organism: Passer domesticus (house sparrow)
Lineage: Eukaryota; Metazoa; Chordata; Aves; Passeriformes; Passeridae
Product: PH and SEC7 domain-containing protein 4-like
Exons: 12
Coding region: 253-1506 (417 amino acids)
Biological process (GO): regulation of ARF protein signal transduction
Cellular component (GO): ruffle membrane
Molecular function (GO): guanyl-nucleotide exchange factor activity
Source: RefSeq, a predicted model, not a curated record